Molecule: messenger RNA, 2819 nt
Organism: Dicentrarchus labrax (European seabass)
Lineage: Eukaryota; Metazoa; Chordata; Actinopteri; Moronidae
Gene: c1qtnf6b
Product: C1q and TNF related 6b
Exons: 3
Coding region: 158-889 (243 amino acids)
Molecular function (GO): protein binding
Source: RefSeq, a predicted model, not a curated record
GGAGGGAAAGAGCGUGCAUGGAGAGAGAGAGAGAGAGAGAGAGAGAGAGAGAGAGAGAGAGAGGGGUUGCUCCUGCAGUUCCUCCUCUUAGUCUUACACCAGCAGUCUGUGUUUUUCCUCCUGCGCUGUGGUGAAGCUCCAUCAGGUUGUGACAGUCAUGUUGGCGGUGUGUUUGAGGCUGCUUUUGCUCCUUCCCCUGGUUUGCUGUGUCCCCUCCCCCUCCAGGCCUCCUUCCAGACUCUGCAGGCGGUGCUGCGACCACCACUCAGAGCCGCCAGCAGCCACGGCCCAAUAUCAGAUGCCUGAGGUCCGCACUAUCAUCAACAUGACCAUCCUCAAAGGUGAUAAAGGAGACAAAGGCGACAAGGGUACACCUGGCAAACCUGGCGUAGAGGGGCCUGUCGGCUUCCGAGGACCCAUGGGCCCUAAAGGCAGCAAAGGCCAGGCAGGUGCCCCUGGAGACGCCUGCAAGAUCCCUCACUCUUCGUUCUCGGUGGGACGUCGCAAAUCCCUGCACAGUGUGGACUACUACCAGGCGCUGGUGUUCGACACGGUGUUCGUCAACAUCCACGAGCACUUCAACAUGUUCAAGGGCAAGUUCUACUGCUACGUGCCGGGGAUCUACUUCUUCAACAUUAACAUCCACACCUGGAACUUUAAGGAGACCUACCUCCACCUGAUGCACAAUGACAAGGAGCAGGUGAUCCUCUACGCUCAGCCCAGUGAGAGGUCUAUCAUGCAGAGCCAGAGUGUCAUGCUGAAUCUGGCUCUAAAUGAUGAGGUGUGGGUUCGACUCUACAAGAGGGAGAGGGAGAACGCCAUUUACAGUGACGACGUGGAUGUUUACAUCACCUUUAAUGGAUACCUGGUGGCACCUAGCAUCCAGUGAAAAUGGUUGAGAGGGAAUAAUGAGAGGAGUGGCAGAAUCUCUGGGUCGGAUUAUUUGGUCUUUGUGCCACGGAUACUGCUUUAUGCCAAGAAAGGUGAACUAGACCAAGGACAUUACAAGUUUGGUGCUUAUUAAUUAUUCCUUUCAGCCUGGAAGGGAACAUACUGUGCUUUCUAAAAUGAGGACUGCCCAAAAUAUAUUAGAAUCAAACGGAGCAAUAAAAACAGAAAGGUAGCAGAGCACACAAUUAGGAAAGAAUGUUGAAUUACUUCCUUUGCACUAGAAAUACCCUUUUUGUACAAAGUAAAUAUUUUUUCCUACUUCUGUGCUGUGCUACUUUCACCUCUUGGAUCACUACUUUCAGGGACACAAGUUGUAUCACUCAUCAGGAGUCGUAAAUCUGUGCAAUCAAUCAUGUAUUCGUACCAUGGUGCUUCUUAACAGGUAUGUAAGUAGUAGUACCAGUUUCUGUCUUAUUAAAAUGUGUUUGGACAGACUGCUGUCAUACCUUUAACAAAUGUUGCCUUUGUGCCUUUAAGAAGAACACUUAGAUUCAAAGGGUUAGUUCACAGAAAUUGCAAAAAUAUUGAAAGCCAAAAGGCUCACAUUUCAUCUCAGAUUCUCUGAGAUUUAAAGUAUUGUUUACGCCACCAGGCAUUUAUCGUUCUAAUUGCCACCAGGCAUUUAAUAAGCACUACUAAGCAUUUGUAAACGCUUCCUAGAAGAAUGGAGGCUGUUAUAGCAGCACAUUAACUCCCAUUGUCUGAGUUUGAGAUGCUCGGUAAUCACAUAUUUCUAAGAUUCUCAGGUGUCACAUACUUUUGACCACAUGGUGUAUAGAUUGGUUAUACGCAAUGGUUAGAAACGUAUCUUCUGUCAGCAGUAUCUGUUGUCCAGUCGGCUAUACAGAAGUAAUGUUGGUGCAAGAGGUCAAAAUAAGACAUUUUAAUUUAUUGAUAUAAAUUAGUAUUUUAGAAUGAUCAUUUAACAUUUGUUCCUUGGACCACAUUACUAUUAUGUUGCUGCUCUUUUUAACUGGCUCCUUGUCAGUUCAUAGCUCAUCGUGCUGCUGCCAGUGUUGAUGACCACAUUUUGGAUCAGUUCUGAUUAUCGACUGGUCUUUUUGGAAUGAUUCUGUCUGUGCUAAAGUCCUCUUCAUGUAGGUCUUUUCUUUCUAUUUUGAAAAUGAAUUGAAUUGACAAGUUGGGUGAACUAUUUUUUGAACACAUGAAGAACUCCAAAGCCUGGUAGUGCAUGUUGCAAGUUUGACGUGAGGAUGCUCCUACUGUAUUUGUCCUUCAUGAGUUCAGGUGUGAGAAAAAGCUGGUAUUGACUGAUUGUCUGCAUGGCUUGCAGUUCAGGUUUUAUUUUAUAGUUAAGAAGUUCGAUGGCAACAUACAUAGUCUAAAACAACAAAUUAAACAAUUAAUCCUUCCUGUGUUACAUACAGAUAUCACUGUCUACAUUUUUCACUGGGACUAUUUUCUACUAAGAAGAUUCUUGAGUGGAACCUCUAAAACCCCAAUUAAAUAAAGCCAAAAUCAUUUGUAUAGCUAGGGUUAAGGCGGGAAAAACUUUUUUUGUUAUUUUUUGUGAACUGACCCUUUAAACACAUAUAUCCCAACAUAUCAAAAUGAAACAUAAGGGUGCUUCAUUACUAAAUGCGGGAACGCAUUAUGGUUUUGACAAUUAAUAUACAAAUACUUAAAACUGCAGAGCAGUUUAUGUAAAUAGCUGUAUUAUAGCUGUCUUUAUAGCCAAAAUCUGUGCUACCACUCAUGCUGUUGGGGCUGGACUGUGUAUGUGUGUGUUUGUACUUGUAAACAGUAUUUCUUCCUUCACUAACCAAGUCUCUCUUUGUUCUGUAUCACUGAGCAACAUUUGACACUUGAUUAUGAAAAAUUAAACAUUUUCAGAAUUUCACAUGAAA